GCAGCCAGGCUCUGUCCUUCGUCCUCCACGCUCGCUGCUGCAAUGGUCUUGGUACUCGUUAUUGGCGACCUUCACAUUCCUCACAGGAUCCACGACCUACCUGCGAAGUUCAAGAAACUCCUCGUUCCCGGCAAAAUCCAGCAAAUACUGUGCACUGGCAACGUCUGUGACCGCGAGACCUAUGAGUACCUGAGAACGGUGUCACCAGACGUGCAUGUUGUGAGGGGAGACUAUGACGAGAGUUCGUUCCCUCUGUCCGCGACGGUCGCGCACACUCCAAUCCGGAUUGGCGUGAUCCAUGGGCACCAAAGCAUACCAACAGGAGACCUUGACUCGCUCAACGCCAUUGCGAGGCAGAUGGAUGUUGAUGUGCUUGUGUCUGGGCAUACACACACAUUCCAAGCGGUGGAGUAUGACGGACGCUUCUUCGUCAACCCUGGAUCUGCCACAGGGGCGUGGAUAGGCACCUACAACGGUGACCCCACACCCUCUUUUGCUCUCAUGGAUAUCCAGGGUCCCGUAGUCGUCACAUACGUCUACCAGCUCAUAGAGGGCGAAGUCCGAGUUGAGAAGAUCGAGUACAGGAAGGAGCCCGAACCCGUCCGCGAAGCACCUCGGCCGACCGCGAUGCCUCAAAGCAUUCCCUCUAGCCCGGGCCCCACGCAGAGCGUCUGGUGAUCGGUUUCCAGACGGAGCACCAUUGGUGUGCGCGAUACCCAGUGUAUUGGGCUGUAAUAUUAUCCCGUCGUCGCUCGCCAUAUGCUAUGUUUCUAUAUUUGCUGGACGGUUUUCUCGAAUGCCAUAUGGGUGUAGCACGCCUGCGCUGGGGCAUAGCGGCCUGUUCGCCGCACCGCAAACUGAA
Messenger RNA from Trametes versicolor FP-101664 SS1, 862 nucleotides. Its product is annotated as Metallo-dependent phosphatase. Bases 43 to 678 code for a protein of 211 amino acids. Gene Ontology annotation, cellular component: retromer complex; endosome. The record is from RefSeq and is a predicted model, not a curated record. Lineage: Eukaryota; Fungi; Basidiomycota; Agaricomycetes; Polyporales; Polyporaceae. The transcript is spliced from 5 exons. Gene Ontology annotation, biological process: retrograde transport, endosome to Golgi; intracellular protein transport.